Seriola dumerili (greater amberjack) is the source of this 2536-nucleotide messenger RNA. Its product is annotated as copine-9-like. Gene Ontology annotation, cellular component: plasma membrane. Lineage: Eukaryota; Metazoa; Chordata; Actinopteri; Carangiformes; Carangidae. Gene Ontology annotation, biological process: cellular response to calcium ion. Gene Ontology annotation, molecular function: calcium-dependent phospholipid binding. The transcript has 21 exons. Bases 137 to 1810 code for a protein of 557 amino acids. The record is from RefSeq and is a predicted model, not a curated record.
GCGGAACAAACCAGGAGGGGGGAGAAGAUCUCGACAAUGGAUUUACCGCGAUCACGAUCCCGCUGUGAAUGAUCAGACCUGUUUGUUUCUUCUUUCUUUUUUUCUUCGCGGAGGCUCAUCAGCGUCUUGAGCCGAGAUGAUGGCUUCAAUAGGGGAAUUCGACCCUCUCAACACCAGAGUCCCUGCAACUAAAAUAGAAGUUACCGUGUCGUGCAGGAGUCUUCUGGAUGUGGACACGUUCUCCAAGUCAGAUCCUGUGGUCGUCCUGUAUUUGCAGGCUGUGGGAACCAAAGAGUGGAGGGAGUUUGGCAGGACAGAGGUAAUCGAUAACACUCGGAAUCCCGAUUUCGUCAGGAAGUUUGUCCUGGAUUUCUUCUUUGAAGAGAAACAAAAUCUAAGAUUCGAUGUGUACAAUGUCGACUCCAGAAGCUGUAAUAUUUCCAAACACAAGGACUUUCUGGGCCAGACCUUCUGUACCCUUGGAGAAAUCAUCGGCUCCACGGGAGGAAGGCUGGAGAAGACCCUCUCUGGGAUUCCAGGGAAGAAGUGUGGAGUCAUUAUCUUUACUGCAGAGGAGCUCAGUAACUGCAGGGAUAUUGCUACUAUGCAGUUGUGUGCCAACAAGUUGGAUAAGAAAGACUUUUUUGGCAAGUCUGACCCCUUCCUGGUUUUCUACCGCAGCAAUGAGGAUGGAACGUUCACCAUCUGCCAUAAGACAGAGGUGAUCAAGAACACGCUGAACCCGGUGUGGCAGCCUUUCACCAUCCCUGUCAGAGCUCUCUGCAACGGAGACUACGACAGGACUGUGAAGGUAGACGUCUAUGAUUGGGAUCGAGAUGGAAGCCAUGACUUCAUUGGUGAGUUCACCACCAGCUACAGAGAGCUGUCUCGGGGGCAGAACCAAUUCAAUGUCUACGAGGUUUUAAAUCCCAAGAAGAAAGGCAAGAAGAAGAAAUACAUCAAUUCUGGGACUGUAACUCUCCUGUCCUUCAAAGUGGAGUCCGAGUAUACCUUUGUGGAUUUCAUCCGAGGAGGAACCCAGCUGAACUUCACAGUGGCUAUAGAUUUCACAGCAUCCAAUGGUAACCCGUCCCAGCCCACCUCGCUCCACUAUAUGAGUCCCUACCAGAUGAAUGCAUAUGCCAUGGCCCUGAAAGCAGUGGGUGAGAUUAUCCAGGACUACGACAGCGACAAGCUCUUUCCUGCCUAUGGCUUCGGAGCUAAGCUGCCCCCUGACGGCAAAAUCUCCCAUGCAUUUCCACUGAGUGCUGACAGUGAGAAUCCAAACUGUGUGGGAAUAGAGGGCGUUCUCGAGGCCUAUUUCCAGAGCCUGAGGACGGUGCAGCUGUAUGGACCCACCAACUUUGCACCUGUUAUCAACAAAGUGGCAAACUGUGCAGCAGAGAUUACAGAUGGCUCCCAGUACUUUGUCCUGUUGAUGAUCACAGAUGGAGUGAUAUCUGACAUGGUCCAGACCAAAGAGGCUGUGGUCAAUGCAGCAUCACUCCCUAUGUCCAUCAUCAUCGUAGGUGUUGGGCCUGCUGAGUUUGAUGCUAUGGAGGAGCUGGAUGGAGAUGAGGUGAGAGUAUCCUCCAGAGGACGGCUUGCUGAGAGAGACAUUGUUCAGUUUGUUCCAUUCAGAGACUACAUCGACAGAUCUGGCAACCAGGUCCUGAGCAUGGCCCGGCUGGCUAAAGACGUCCUCGCCGAGAUCCCCGACCAGCUGCUGUCCUUUAUGAAAAGCCGAGGAAUUGAACCGCGACCGGCUCUCUCCACCUCUCCGAUACCGGGGCUACACCGGCAUAUCUGACCCCGACACUACCACGGCCACUCAUCUCUGACUCUCUCUCUCUCUCUCUCCCCCUUUCCCCACUCCACCACUCUGCUUAUCUACUCUCACAAUUAUUUGUCACUUUAAAAAGGAGCAGAAGGAUCGACCCGUGACUCGCCCUCUUCCUCUCUUAUCACCCGUGAAGCUAAACAGGCACAUCAGAGCGACGCAGCGGGCACUCAUCCCUGACUCACCUGCUGUUGUUCCUCAUCUUUUCCUCUCUAACUCACCCUGUUAUACGGCAUCACUUCCCAUUUACCGUGUGAAAGACCAGUGAGACUGAACCAUGACCAUCCCUUUCCUCCCCACUGAUUAUCAUUCAAAGCCUGACUUUUUGAAUUUGUCUGUUAAUUCCCCUCACCAGACACUUCUCUUUUUUUCAAGGGGAGGUUUUUACAUGUGUCCUUGUCCUCAGCAGCGCUGACUAUUCUCUUAUUUGGCACGAGUCCCAGAAGCGCAAGAAACAAAAAUUGAAUUGAGGCUAGUCCCUAAAUGAAAGCAGAGCCCUUGAUGAGCAAUAUACACCGGCUUGAUUAGGUGCUUUCGGGGGGUAUCUCUGGCUAUAGUUUGACUGUAAUUCAUUGGAGUAAUUGGUCACCAUUAUUAUGAUACUUUGCUAUCGUCAAUAUCAUCGAGCCGCGCCAAAUCUCUCUAGCAAUUAGUUUAAUCCAAACAGAAGAAAUAGAGAGGAAGAAUCAGGGAGAC